UCGCUCCGCGGCAGCCUCCUUCCCUCCUUCCCUCCCUCCUUCGCUGCCUCCUUCCCUCCCUCUCCCUCUCCCUCUCGUCCCGCCAUGUCGUCCGCCAAGCACCGAGGCCCCAAGGGGGGCAGCCCGCCCGCCGCCGCCAACGCCAACGAGCGGGGCUCGCAGCCCGGCGGCGCCGAGGAGGCGGCGGCCAAGAAGCCGGCGGCGGCGGCCCACGGCCGGGGCGGCAGGGCCGCGGCGGGGGGCGGCGGCGGGGGAAACCGCUCCGGCUCCGGCUCCGGUCCUCGCCGCGGCUGGGCGCUGCUGCUGGGCGCCGCCGUGGUGCUGGGCGCCGCGCUGCCCGCCGGCUGGUACGUGCGGCAGCUGCGGGAGGAGGUCGGGCGGAGCGCCCGGGAGAGGGAGGCCUCCGGCAGGCAGCGGCAGGAGCUGGCCGCCACCCUGGACGCCGUGGUGCAGAAGGUGCGGUCCCUUCAAACCACGUUUGGGGAUUUUGAAUCCAUGAUGAAAAUUGCUCAGCAGAAGCAGGAGGUUACUGAGAAGGCUGUUAAGCAAGGGGAGAGUGAAAUAAACCGGAUCAGUGAAGUGCUUCAGAAGCUGCAAAAUGAAAUUUUGAAAGACUUGUCUGAUGGCAUCCACAUGGUGAAGGAUGCAAGGGAACGAGACUUCACAUCGCUGGAAAACACAGUGGAAGAGAGACUAACAGAGCUAACCAAGUCUAUAAACGAUAACAUUGCUGUAUUCACUGAAGUCCAGCAAAGGAGCCAAGAUGAAAUCAACAAUAUGAAAGCAAAGGUUGAUUCAUUAGAAGAAGCAAAUGUGUAUAAGCAUGAGAUAAAGGUGCUAAAAGAUGCUUUUGAUGAGAUGCAAGCAUCCAUGAAAAGCAAAGAAAAGGACAUAGAGACCUUGAAGAGCACAAUAGACUCCAUGGAGUCUGAUGUAUAUACUGAAGUGAAAGAGUUAGUCAACCUCAAACAGGAACAUGAGAAAUUCAAAGAGGCUGCAGACACCGAACACCUCUCAUUAAAAGCUUUACAAGAGAAAGUUCUGAGGGCAGAGGAUUCUAUUAUGCAUCUCCCUGGUGACAUUAAAAGACUUGAUGAAGAUUUACGGCAGGUUAAAGCCGAGCUCAGCAAAUGGGAAGAAAAUGAACUCUUCAGAAAAGCAUUAGAAACUUUUGAAAAGAACAGUGAAGGACUGGAGUCUCGACUGAGACACAUAGAAGAGAGCUUGGAGUCUCUAACUUCUGUUGCUGCUCAGCAUGGUGAAAAGUUGCAAUCUUUCCUUUCUAAGGAGGCAGAGUACGAGAAUAAGCUCAAUACUCUAGAACAAAGCAUGAGUGAUCUUCAGGGAAUCUCGGGUAUGGACGUAACUUCAGUCUCAGAUGUUCUCAAAACUCUUGGUGAAUCACAGACCUCACUGUACAAUGACGUAGAGAACUUGAGAAGAAGUAUCAGUGACCUGCCAUCCUCUGGUGCUCUUCAGGAUGUCCAGAAGCAAAUCAGUACUUUGUUGGACCAAGGAAAUCUUCAGACAGAUCAAGCACAUUCUCAAGGCUAUCUUGAAAAAUUUAAUUCUGUGGAAGGCUCUGUAGAUGAACUGAGAUCUUCUGUCAGCCAGGUUGAUUCAGAUUUGAAAAUGAUCAGAACUGCAGUGGAUAGUUUAGUCUCCUACUCCGUGAAAAUUGAAAAUAAUGAGAACAACUUGGAGUCUGUGAAGAGCUCAAUAGAUGACCUGAGGAAUGAUCUGGAAAGAUUGUUUGUGAAAGUAGAAAAAAUACAUGAAAAAGUGUAGGCAGCAGUGUUCCUUGUGCAAAUAUUGGAUUAUAGAAAAUAGCUUUUGUACGCCCAGUUUUUUACUCUUUUUAAAUGCAGUUUGAUACCUCCAAAGAGAAUAAGAAUACUUUAAUAAUAGAGACAGUUCUGCUUAUUUCCUUUAUUUCUCUUUUUGUGUAGUUUUUAUUUUUUGUUUCCUAUUUUGUUUUAAGAAGACGUGAGUUUAGUUGGGGGUUGAGUUUCUAAGGGCUCUUCUCUGCAAAGUUGAACCGCUGAAACCGUAGUGGUGUAACUAAGGCAUGGCAGCCUCGUUAGCAUGGGCACAUAUUUAACGGUGUUAAGGUGUUUCACACUAGGACACUAUAUAACCCACACCAAAGGGCCACGACUGUUCUGGUAUGAAGAAGUGCCGUACGCACUGACGAUUUUAGUGAUGUAUUUGGUUCAAGAAACAAAGGAACAAACCUAUCACCCUGUACUGCUACACUGGUAAACCGUGGACCAGGUUCGAAGCAACUCGUCUGUUUCUGCAGUUUGGGGCUCAGCCGUGGAGUCAGUACCAGGUACCAGCUGAGCUGCAGUACGUUUCUGUGUGCCCGUAAUCUGUACUAUGGAGCUAACAGGCGUUAGCUGGACCCCCAGUAAGGAAAGGUUUGGGGUAAGUGGUGUUGCUUGGGGAUGAGACCUGAGAGAGGUGCUCCACCGCAUGGCGGGAGAGAUUUAUUGUGUGAUUGCAGGCUUCUUUACCAGCGUCUGUAGCUGCCAGUGAGGAAGAUCAGUGCUUAACAUGGACAUCUUGAAGAGGGGGAAAGUUUCGACAGAGUACAGUCAUAUUCCUGUCAUAUUUUUGGGCUGUUUACAUGAUGAGGCCGUUUCUUGUAAAGUCCUACUUCUCCGUGAUGCAGGAUUUUCUGUAAAAGCGAUCACAAAUUUGAAUGAGGGAGGACAAAAAUCACAGUUCUCGUGUCACUGUAUAGCAAGCAUGCUAAUAAUAAUGUUACACUUCACAACACAAAAGGGGGGAAAUCAGCAUGAAAUCAGCAGAAUUGCUUCUAAAUGUGUACUUUUCACACAGCUGUCAGUGACCUGAACUAUUGCUGCACACUCAGGACUUCGGGUCAGUUCCUUAUCGCUGGUGCCCCCAGGUGUCUGUCUGCCCGGGGCACUGGUGGUGAAGGAUCCUUCCAGUAACUGGUUGAGAGCGAGGAAAAGGUGUCGCAAUACUCUAGAUGUUGGAGUUCUUUUUAAAACCACUUCCGCAACUUUCUCGGUUUUCUGUCUUUAGGAAAGGAUUUCUAAUAUCCCUCCUUUUCAAGUUUACUUUUCAACCUUAUCCAAAGAGUUAAUACAGGUGUCUGCACGUGGAUACAUUGGAUAUAGGGGCCACCGCUGUCUCAUGUGCAUCGUGCCCACCUCUGCCUGCACUUUGACUACAUUAGGAAAAUCAUUCCUAGAAAUAGCACUUCCUAAAAGUGAUGUGUUUGUGGGAACAGCACAGGUAAAAAGGAGUUCUCUUAGGUAGGUAAGAUAGUGAACUGUAUUUCCUGUUGUUCCCACAGUAAAUAGGAAAGAAUUGCUGGCAAAGAAGGAGGGACCCAUGGCAUUAAGAUAACUGUUGUCACCGUUUGAACUGCACUGUUCUCUGUUGACUUCUCAAGUUCUUGAACAAUGUUGUUUAGGUUACUGUGAAACGAACUGUAUGGCUUAUUUGCGGUAUUUUUAAUACAUAAUAAACAUUUGGAAUAUUCUUUGCA
Molecule: messenger RNA, 3523 nt
Organism: Oxyura jamaicensis (ruddy duck)
Lineage: Eukaryota; Metazoa; Chordata; Aves; Anseriformes; Anatidae
Gene: CKAP4
Product: cytoskeleton associated protein 4
Exons: 2
Coding region: 85-1788 (567 amino acids)
Cellular component (GO): rough endoplasmic reticulum
Source: RefSeq, a predicted model, not a curated record